AUCAAGAUCAAUUUUGAAUAUAUAAACCACGGCAUUUUUCAUUCACGAUGUAUUCGAAUUUGACAAACUGCAGAAGCUACUAAUAGAUAGAACCUCUAUCAUUUAUUGGCAAUCAUGAAAUUCACAAUAGCUCUUGUUGCAAUUUUGGCUACGGCCAAUGCCUGGACAGUACCUAAUCUUGGCAAAGGUGAGCUUUACAAGGAUCUACAAGAGUUUGUAGAUUUGAUUCCUGUCGAUAAAGUGAUCGAGCUUGUUAAGCAAUAUAUGGCCGAAGAUGCUGAAGUAAAGAGAGGUGUGGCAUAUACGAAGACCGAAGAGUUCAAAGAAUUGGUUCAAGAAGUCGAGGCCAUACCUGAAUAUAUUAAGCUAUUGAAUUGCAUAUAUGAAGCUGGUGUCGACUCUUAUUACCUUGUAAAUCGUCUACACAAAUACCUUGGACUUCCAGAAUUGACACCACCAAAAAGCUUUUCCGAGUAUAAAAUCACCGGUGGAUACAAAGGUCUCAUCGAAGACGUCAAGCCACUCAUUCCCAAAGAAAAAAUCAAGGCUCUUUAUCAUCAAAAACUCCAAACCUCUCCGGCCUUCAAACAAUUCAUCGAACAUCUCUCUUCCCCCGAUUUCCAGGAAGUUGUUAAUACCGUCUAUGCUAACCCCCAUUUCAAAUACAUUCUAAACAAGGCCAAGCAAGCUGGUCUUGAUCUCCAACGUGUAAAAGAAUUUCUUCAAACCGUUCUUGGAAUCACCGUUCCGAAUGACUACUAUUCCGAUGAGUUCAAAUUAUUAGUUAAGGAAGUCGAUGUCAUACCUAAUUAUAUCAACCUGUUGAAUUACAUAUACGCCAGUGAUAUCGACAUUUACUACCUUUUAAACCAUUAUCACGAUUACAUGGAAAUUUUUAGAUUGAUACAACCAAAAGGCUUUUUCGAAUACGGAAUCGUCGGUGGAUACAAACCCUUCAAAGAGCUCAUGGAUCAUCUCACUUCUCUCGAAUUUAAGAAACUUUAUAAUACCGUUUACAAUGACCACCGUGUGCAAUACAUUGUGAACAGGGUCAAGCAAUCUGAACCUAGUAAUACAAAAAGCCACAAUCAUACAUUGGCAAUAAUGAAAUUGGCAGUAGUUUUGGUUGCCAUUUUGGCUGUGGCCAAUGCCUGGGCAGUACCUAACUAUGACAAUACCGAACUUAAAAAGGAUUUACAAGAGUUCGUAAAUUUGGUACCUGUCGACAAAAUCAAGAAGCUUGUUUUGCAAUAUGCCGCCGAAGAUGCUGAAGUACAGAAAGGUUUGACAUAUGCGAAGUCCGAGGAAUUCAAAUCAAUGGUUAAAAAAGUCAAUGCCAUGCCUGAGUAUAUCAACCUGUUGAACUACAUAUAUAGAGCUGGUGUCGACAUUUACUACUAUGUAAACCGUAUCCUCGAUUAUAUUGGAGUUCCUGAAUUGCCACCACCAAAUAACUUCUCCGAAUACGGUAUCACCGGUGGAUACAAGGGUCUCGUUGAAGACGUUAAGAAAUUAAUUCCCAAAGACCAAAUCAAGGCUCUUUACUAUCAAAAACUCGAAACAUCUCCGGCCUUCAAAGAACUCAUGGAUCAUUUCAAAUCUUCCGAAUUCAAGAAACUUUAUGAUACUGUCUAUAAUGACCCCAGUUUUCAACAUAUGGUCGUUGUAGCCAAGCAAUCUGGUCUUGAUCUUGAAAAACUCAAAGAAGUUUUUCACGUUAUUUGUCCCAUCUGUAUUGAGUUAUAGAACUAUUAGAAACCUAUAUGGAAAUGAUCAAUUUGAUAUUAUAUUUUGCAUCGUUUAAUUUUCUCAUGUUAAAAACUAUUAGAGAAUCUUGACGAUCUAAGAUCGAUACGACCCGGCUGAUACAUUUAAUGAUUCGAUUUUUUACACAUUCUUCCCUAGGAAACCAAAACCAAUAAAGUUUUCAAUUUUUUAUCAGAUAA
Molecule: messenger RNA, 1946 nt
Organism: Vespa crabro (European hornet)
Lineage: Eukaryota; Metazoa; Arthropoda; Insecta; Hymenoptera; Vespidae
Exons: 6
Coding region: 115-1746 (543 amino acids)
Source: RefSeq, a predicted model, not a curated record